UGACGGGUGCGUGUCGUCGUAGGUAAGUGAGGAAAAAAUGGCCCGUACAAAGCAGACCGCCCGCAAGUCCACCGGGGGGAAGGCUCCGCGCAAGCAGCUGGCCACCAAGGCGGCCCGGAAAAGCGCUCCCUCUACCGGCGGCGUCAAGAAGCCUCACCGCUACAGGCCGGGCACCGUCGCGCUCCGUGAGAUCCGUCGUUACCAGAAAUCCACGGAGCUGCUGAUCCGCAAGCUGCCCUUCCAGCGGCUGGUCAGGGAAAUCGCCCAAGAUUUCAAAACGGACUUGAGGUUCCAGAGUGCGGCCAUCGGUGCGCUGCAGGAGGCGAGCGAAGCGUAUCUGGUGGGUCUGUUUGAAGACACAAACCUGUGCGCCAUCCAUGCCAAGAGAGUCACCAUCAUGCCCAAAGAUAUCCAGUUGGCUCGCAGGAUACGGGGAGAGAGAGCUUAAGUGAAGGCUGUUUUUAUGGUGUUUUGUAGUAAAUUCUGUAAAAUACUUUGGUUUUAAUUUGUGACUUUUUUUGUAAGAAAUUGUUUAUAAUAUGUUGCAUUUGUACUUAAGUCAUUCCAUCUUUCACUCAGGAUGAAUGCUAAAAGUGACUGUUCACAUAAACCUCAGUGAUGUGAGCCUUGUUGCUCAGGAGUGACAAGUUGCUAAUAUGCAGAAGGGAUGGGUGAUCUUUCUUGCUUCUCAUGCAUGUUUCUGUAUGUUAAUGACUUGUUGGGUAGCUAAACUUGUAAGGUACUAGAAUUGAUAUAAAUGUGUACAGGGUCCUUUUGCAAUAAAACUGGUUAUGACUUGAUCCAAGUGUUUAACAAUUGGGGCUGUUAGUCUGACCAUACAUCACUGUGAUCAAAUGUGGACUUUUUCAGAGGGUGAAACUACAACUCUUAACCACAGUGUAACUUACAGUUUCCUAAAAACGUAAACCUGGCAGCUAUAGAAUACACUAUGUGCAUUUAUAAUAGCUAUUUUAUAUAUUGUAGUGUCAACAUUUUUAAAUUAAAUGUUUUACAUUCACA
Meleagris gallopavo (turkey) is the source of this 1020-nucleotide messenger RNA. The record is from RefSeq and is a predicted model, not a curated record. Lineage: Eukaryota; Metazoa; Chordata; Aves; Galliformes; Phasianidae.